Messenger RNA from Vitis vinifera (wine grape), 9833 nucleotides. RefSeq names its product cell division cycle 20.2, cofactor of APC complex. Bases 527 to 1903 code for a protein of 458 amino acids. The transcript has 7 exons. The record is from RefSeq and is a predicted model, not a curated record. Lineage: Eukaryota; Viridiplantae; Streptophyta; Magnoliopsida; Vitales; Vitaceae. Gene Ontology annotation, cellular component: anaphase-promoting complex. Gene Ontology annotation, biological process: anaphase-promoting complex-dependent catabolic process; positive regulation of anaphase-promoting complex-dependent catabolic process; positive regulation of ubiquitin protein ligase activity. Gene Ontology annotation, molecular function: ubiquitin ligase activator activity; protein binding; anaphase-promoting complex binding.
UUUAAUGGAAAUAGAGAUGAAGCCGAAUGUAAGGAUAUGGGUGCCGUCUUCGACAACAGUGCGGAAGAAGAAGAUGAGCAGAGGUGCGGAGGUCAAGUAGCGAAGGUGGAGGCGGAGAAGUGGUCAUGGCGUGAGAUGAAGCUGCGUGCGCAUGGCACUGAGACGCAAAGGACUAUUAUAAGGGAGGCUCAUCUCCUCCAACUGAUGGCGCCCCUGUGGAGGUGAUGUUAGCUGAGUUUAAAACUGAAAUUUAGGCUUGAAAUGGGUUGGGGCAAACCGGACCGGUUUGGGCCGGGGAACCAAAGCCUGCCCUAACCCAAUUUAUCCCGCUGGGCCGGGCCUUAGCGGCAGCUGCGAGCUGGCCUGAGUUACCUUUUCAAGCUGGCCACCGUUACAAAGUCCCGCAAUUUCUUUUCUUUCAAUUUCUCUCCCGCACUUACCGUUGGAAAAUUCCAGGCCCUGCUCAUCGCUCCCCGCAAUCUCUCUCCCUCGCUCCCCUGCAAUCGAUCCCCGCAAUCGAUCAUCGAUGGCUGACCCCCUUUCGGUUCUCCUCCUUGCACGCCUCUCCAGAGGGUCUUUGAAUUCUUGCCCUCAACAGGUGCAGUUUCUUCAAAGAUGGGAAAAUUUGGACAGAUUCAUUCCAAACAGAUCAGCAAUGGACUUCGACUUUGCCCAUUACAUGUUGACUGAAAGGGGGAAAGGCAAAGAGAACCAAAGUGUUAGGUCUCAAUCCAAAGAGGCCUACUUGAAACUACUGGCUGAGACAUUCAACAUGAAUCGCUCUCGCAUCCUCGCCUUUAAGAACAAACCACCUACUCCAGUAAAAUUGAUACCAGAUGAAUUCUAUUCUUCUGUUCAUCAAUCCAAGCCCUCAAAGCCUCUGCGGCGUAUUCCUCAGAUGCAACAGACUCCUGUGAGGACAUUGGAUGCUCCUGAUAUUAUAGAUGAUUUUUGCUUGAACUUAAUGGAUUGGGGUAGCAGCAAUGUUCUCGCACUUGCUCUUCAAAACACGGUAUAUUUGUGGGAUGCUUCAAAUGGUUCUGCCUCAGAGCUUGUCACUGUUGAUGAUGAGAAUGGCUCUGUUACAAGUGUGAGUUGGGCUGCUGAUGGACAAUAUAUUGCCAUUGGCUUGAACAGUUCUGAUGUUCAGCUAUGGGAUUCUACAGCUAAUCGGCUGCUGAGGACUCUGAGAGGUGGCCACCAAUCACGAGUUGGUUCUCUAGAUUGGAAAAACCACAUCCUUACAACUGGGGGAAUGGAUGGUCAGAUCAUUAACAAUGAUGUGAGAGCGCACUCGCACAUUGUGGCAACUUUUAGAGGACACCGACAAGAGGUUUGUGGACUGAAAUGGUCUACCUCUGGCCAACAGUUAGCGAGUGGAGGAAAUGACAAUUUACUCCACAUAUGGGAUAGGUCGAUGGCCUCCAUGCAUUCACGUUCUCAGUGGCUUCACAGGCUUGAGGAUCAUACUGCUGCAGUAAAAGCGCUUGCUUGGUGCCCUUUUCAGCGCAAUUUGCUGGCUUCUGGAGGAGGUGGGAGUGAUGGUUGCAUAAAGUUUUGGAACACCCACACUGGCGCAUGCUUGAACUCAGUGGACACUGGCUCACAGGUCUGUGCUCUGCUGUGGAACAAGAACGAGCGUGAGUUGCUUAGCUCCCAUGGCUUUAUGCAGAAUCAAAUGACCCUCUGGAUGUAUCCAUCAAUGGUGAAGAUUGCUGAGCUUACUGGUCAUACAUCCAGAGUUCUUUUCAUGGCUCAGAGUCCAGAUGGGCGUAUAGUGGCAACUGCUGCAGGAGAUGAGACUCUCAAGUUCUGGAAUGCUUUUGGCACGCCAGAAGUGAAAAAGGCUGCACCAAAAGCAGAGCAUCCUGGGCCAUUUCCUCAUCUAAGGAGAAUCCGUUAGGGUUUCUUUUGGGUAUUAGGAAGUAUCAGGGAAAGAAGAAAAUAUGUUUUUAAGCUCGAUAAAAUCUCUCCAUAUUCUUUUUUCAACUUAAAUUACCAAUUUUAAUCAUAUUAGAUUUUCUUUCACAUUUUUCAUCCAAGCCAAACACAAAAUUGUGAUUUUUCUUUUUUCCUUAGCACUUUCUUGAAAUAGGAGGUUUCCCUAAUUUUGAUUUUUGAGUCUCUUUCUUUGUUCUCCUACUUUAUUUCAAAAUUAGGGUUUGUUAAACAAUUUUUUUUAAUUGAUUUUUUUGUUUUAUUUAUGAAAUAAUUAUUUUGAUUUCUGGACUUUUUUUUUUUUUUUUUUUCCGAUUCUGAGUCUAGGUUUUCCUUUGAUUUGUAAUAGGGUUUUUUAUUUUUGAUACAAUUGUUUUGAUUUUUGAAAUUGGGGGUGCAUGGGUAGGGUGGGGUGAUUCCCUAAAUUUGAUUUUUGAGUUUAGCGUUUUUCUUUUUCAAUUUUAUUUGUGAAUUAGGGUUUUGAUAAAUAGAUUUUUGUAACAAAUAAAAAAUAAUAAUUUUAGAAUGGGGGCAUUUUGUUUUUAUGAUAUUCAUUUGUUCUUGGUUUGAUCUCCAAAACAAUUAUUUUGAUUUCUGAAUAAUCUUUCAGAUUCUUUCCAAGAAUGGGAAAAUUAGUAGUGGAGAAGGAACAGGUUGAGAUAGUAAAGCCUUGCGCAGACACAUGAGAGUAAAGAAUAGUCGUUCUCCAAAACUCUCUUGAUGUCCUCCUCAUCAACGAUACUGAUAUUGACGUGAGCAUCGGUUCCUUUAGCCAUCUGGAGGGCCUCCCAGGCCUCAUGUGAGAGAACAGGGACAUUACCUUACGAAAUAUUUCAUAUUGUGAUCCAUUCAUAAUCUGUUUGGUUGCUAAGGAAGGAAAAAUUAUAAACUGCCUCUCCUCCCCUGUUUCUCAAAAGGUAGGAUUUUGUUUGUUUAGCAUCAUCAUCCUUACUUUUCAUUGCAUUCUUCUACACAACAUUUUGAAAUUAUUCUUUUGCUUUUCAAGUAAAGCAGCCUUAUAUAGUUCUACUCUAGGCUCUUAGCUUUAUAUAAAAGCCCAAGUUCUUUUCAAAACCCUUUGUUGGGCCUUAAUUCAUUGAGACUUAUUCAUCCUUCUUUCCCCAUUCAACAAUGGAAAUUUUCAGUUAAAAUGGCUACAAGAUUAUUAGGAGGAUAAUAUUUCUCCCAAUUAUUUUUACCAACAAAUCUCUUGUUGCUUCAAGGCCUUUGAAAGUGGGGGCAGCAGGUUCAUGAUAGUAAUAUAUCAGUGUUUCAUUCCACCUUCUAGACAUUCUUAAUGUACUCGAGUUGACAACACCAACAAUGGAGGUAGUUAUGAGUGAGAAGUGAGAAUGAUUAAGAAACUUGCUUUUAGUAUGAUGCAACUAGCAGCGUGAAUUGACAUCUUUUAUGGUGUGUAUUCUGCAUUUUAAGAGCAUGUUGGAUGUUAGCUAGAAAAUGAAUAUCACGGUUGUGUAUUUCAUAAAUUUUAAUAGCACAUUUCAAAGAAGAUAAUGCAUCUUUUUAGAAAGCUAUACUCCAAGCCCCCAGGCGACUUUUGGAGAAUAAAAGGUUUCGAUUGGUCUCUCAUAUUAGGAGAGAGUGUUGCUUGGCUGGACUGCCCCUUCUCAGAAGAGGAAGUACAUUUUUUCUGUUUUUUAGUUGGAUAACGAAAAAGCCCUCGGGCUGGAUGGUUUCACCAUUGCAAUGUGUUAGAAGUGUUGGGAUGUGAUAAAUGAGGAAGUACAAGGCGUGGAGCUUUCAAAAGAAUGACUCCACCUACAUAAGACCCCAAUCAUUGAGCUGCCUAGAAAAGUGGGAACUCAAAUCACCCCAUUCCCUCACUUGUCCCCAUGUGUAUGCUACCCAACUAUCUUUGUUUGAAGCGCCCCCCCCCCCCCCCCCCCCCCUCUCCCUUCCUCCUCUCCAAACUUCUCUAUUAUGAUUUGCUUCCAUAACAAAUCUCUUUCCAUUGCAAAUCUCCAAUUCCACCUACCAACCAAAGCCUUGUUUAAAGUGAAAAGAUUAUGAAUACCAAGGCUCCCUUCCUUUUUCCCAAGCAAGCAACAACUCACUUAACCAAAUGUGGUUUUUUCUCAAGCGAGCCACCUCUCUAAAAGAAGUCUUUUUGAAUCUUCUCUAGUCUUACAUUGACUUUUCUAGGAAUGACAAACAAGGAUAUAAAAUAAAUUAGAAGACUUGAUAACUUACUUUUGAUCAAAGUUAGUGUUCCUCUUAAAAGGUAUUGCCCCUUCCAAGCUGUUAGUUGUAGACCCUCUAUUUUGUCCCCUUUAGCACAUGUCUUUAAGUGCUCUUUCAGUACUCCAUAAUAGUCUCUUGGUGGCCCAUGGCUACUCAUACAACUUACCCUUUUUUGAGCCACCUCGGAGACUUUAGUUGAGGGAUUUAUUUGACCCCUCAUCGUGACCUUGGCCGCCUUUCGAAUUUAAGUCAAGCUUCACUUGGGUGCACUUUAGGUUAGAUUCCACUUAGUUCACGUCACUUAGGCACUUUUUGACUCACUUUCCUGCAUGGUUUGCAUAGUUGCAUAACUUGCAUGGCUUGUAUGACUUGCAUGUGCUUGAUUCUUCUUUUUAUUUGUUAGUUUUAGUCACUUAUUUAUUUUUAGGAAAUUGCUUAAGAUUAAUGAUUCCAUUUUUUUAGGUUAUUUGAAAUUAUAUUUUAUUAUUAUUAUUUUUUUAAAUAUGCAUGUGUUUGAUAUUUUAGUUUUAAUUGCAUAAUUUUAAUUUUUAAUUCUUAAUUUUCAAUUAUAUGAUUUUCUUUUUCUUCUACUCUUUACUUUCUAUUUUGCAUGGGAUUUUGCAAUGAGGAAAUCUCCACUUUCCAAGCAAGAGACGAAGGUUGCUUCUUUGAAGAAAUUUCUACUUGGCAUCAUAAAGGAAACCACAUUUGAUGCAUUUGGAAAGGCCAUAUACACAGGCUGCAAAAGAGAUCCAGAGACACCCAUAUAUUUGGAAUUCCUUAAAAAAGAAGCAAGCUUGCCAUAAAAGGCACUGAAUGCGGGACAGCUGCCAGAGGGCCAAGGAUCUUGGGGGAUCAAAAAGAAGGGGGAUUUUCCUUCAGCAGAAGUGGGAAAGGAGCGAUUGCUGCCAAAACUGUCCAGGUACACUUCUUGUUACUCUGGGUGUUCUUACCCAUAUUCAAUUCCUCCAUUUGGUUGUUUCUGAAUGUUUAGUUUUUGCUGUUUGGUGUGGACGUUAAGGGCCACAAGUUGUCCUGUUGAGAUCAGUCGUUUACUUCUUUGCCCUAUUUUGAUUUUGAUUCUUUAAUGUGUCAUUGAUGUUUUCUGAAAUUUAUGACUCCAUGCCUGAAUUUGAUAAUGCUCAGUUUUCGUUUAAAUCCUAUUCUGCAUUGUUCCCUCUGUUCUUAGCCCAUGGAUUAAUAUUUGAAGUGGAGCUAUUUAUGUUUACUGAUCGACAUCUUCUGCUCUUUCCUUUUCCGAGUUUUACUUCGUUUUUAUUUGUUCUUUAUUCCUUUUCCUGCACGGUGUUCGAAUCUUUGUCUUUGUAUUUGGGUGUACAUUGGGGAAUGAUGGAAGUGUUGAUAUGAGGGAUGAAGCGUGCAGCAAUCUCCGUAUGUUCGGUGUUUCUGGUGAUUCUACUUUUAUGUCUCCAUGAAUUCCACUACAACCUAUCUAAUUUUCUAAGGAUUUUUUUGUGUUAAUGGAUGAAAGCUCAAAUAUUGGAUAGUUGAUUCCGAGGUAUUGUAGUGAACUGGAGAAACUGGAGGUAGCGUCCUAGACUUACUUCUGGGAUACACCCAUGGAUUAUGAUGACAAUGAUUUUCAAAGCCAAAAUCUUCAGUUAGCUGGUGAAGGGAGUGCCAAAUUUCCUCCUGUUUUAGGGCCAUAUGCUCUUCCCAAGUUUGAUUUUGAUGACAGCCUCCAGGGGCAUCUAAGGUUUGAUAGUUUGGUUGAAACUGAGGUUUUUUCUUGGCAUUGAAAGUGAAGAAGACAACCAGUGGAUUGAGGAUUUCUCUCGGGGAAGUAGUGGGAUAGAGUUUAGUUCAAGUGCUGCAGAAUCUUGCUCUAUAUCCAGGCGGAACAAUGUUUGGUCUGAGGCCACAUCCUCAGAAUCUGUUGAAAUGCUAUUAAAAUCUGUUGGGGAGGAAGAAAUCAUUCCAGGUCAAACUAGUGUCAAGGACUCAGGUGCCUGUGAUGAGUUGGGAAGCAUAACUAAGCAAAUGGAGCAUAAUCUGAAACCAGACAAUAGCAAUCUUUCUAAUGUGGGUAAUGUUAUAGAUUCAGGACCUACAAUACGCCCAUAUGAGUUUCUGGGAAGUUUUUCUGUUCUAAACGAUGCAGGAAAAAAACUACCUCAGAUUGAGGAUACGUCCAAACUCAUGAAGGUGACUCAUUAGCUUACAGAAGUUCAACUGACUUACCUGUCACUGAGGGAAAUAUGUUAAUUGAAAGCAAAGAUGAUGAUGCAAAUCAAAGGGAAAUUGAUAAUUUGGUUAAUGAAUCCCUAAAUAACAAUACUCAGGACGAUUUUUCUGCUUCUGGGAUGCAAGUUGAUAAUAUAAUCACCUCUAUGCAUAAUGUCAUGACAAGUGCUGAGCAGUUGAACAAUCAAAAGGCUCCUCCAGAUCAUAUAAAUGAUAUUAGUCAUGGUAGUGGAGAUGCCUUAUCAAAAGAUAAUGAUGUGGAUGGAGAGGAGCACAAUGUUUUGAGGAAGGAGGACCAAAUGAAUGAUAAAGUUCUGGAGGGAAAUUUAGUUGACAGUGGUGCUGGUAACUUGGAGCACCCUCUCUAUUUGGACUCCAAAGAAUCUAGGGGAGAAGGAAAUGCUGUUGAAACUCGUGCUAGUAAUGUGGAGGGACCUUCUAGUACGAUCGUGAAGGGUGAUUCUGAACUGAAUGUUGUGGAAGGAUGCAGCGAGGGUGUAAAGGAAUCUGUUCAGGAGAGCAAAUGUGAAGAAUUGGUCUUGUCAAAAGACACAGAAAUGGUUAAUCAAUUUACAGGAAAUAUGCAUGGGGGCUCACCCAUUGCUUCAAAAGGUGAGAGUAGUUUUUUAGGGCAUGCUGUUGAGGUCAGCAACAGAAAUGCAGAAAAUUGUGCCAUAUUAGAGCAGAAGAUGGACUCUCAUGUGCAGCUGACUUAUGGAAAGAGCAGUUUUGUGAAGAAAAAGGAUGAUUUGUUGGAAAGUGGGAACCAAUUGAAUAGUGAGAUUUCAACCAGUCACUUGGACACGUCUCUGUUAUCUGAGGUAACCAAUAAACUUUCUGAAGGUAAUUGUGAUGGAAGUGGAAGCCAUCACAAGGGAGAUAUUUCUAGUAAGCUUGUGGUAUCUUCUUCAGCUGAAUUGCAUGGGGAAUCACAUACAACUGAAAUGUAAAAUGUGUAAUUGGAGUUCAUGGAGAAGAUAUAAAUGCUGGAAAUGGUGUUCCAAUUUCCACUCCAUCUGAGUCUACUCAAAUACUCAUUUAAAAUGCAGUCUCCAGGCAGAGUGGUAUUCAUAACUUUGAUUCAGAUGUUCUUGUUGUUGAGGAUGGGAAUGUCAAGUUGAGUACUAAUCUGAGUUAUAUGGAACAUGAGAUUGGUGGAUCCUUGCCUAUUGGCGAAUGUAGCAGAGAAAAUGACGAUGAUAGUGCUAGCUUUGGAUUGAUUGUUGUGGCAGUGGAUUUUUCUUCUGAACAUGAUACAGUGGCUUUUAUAUUAAAUGAAGGCAAAGUAGAAGAAUUAACUUUGCGGUUGUUUGAAGAGGUGAAGAAGCAGAUAAUUACAGGAGCCUGAAAUUUUUCUGUUAGUGUUACUCAGGAUAAGAAGCUGUCCCAUUUCCAAACUAUAUUCAUCAAUAGAAAUAAUGAAGCAUCUAAUUACCUGUAGAAAUGCACCACUGUUUAUGGGCAUUCUUAAUACAGUAUGCAGUUGGGUUGAUAAUUCGUCAUCUGAUAGCACUAUUCUCAAAAGUCCUAUAAACCGAGCAGCAUCAAAGGCAAUGUUGACCCAAAUGAUUAGGCUCAUAUUCAGAAGGACAGAAUUUGAUCCAGACUGUACUUCCUCUGGUUCUGCUGCAAAUAAGGAAGCCACUUUAGCAGAAAGGACUAGUAAUGCACUUUCUCUCAGUAUUGAUACAUCAGAGUCUGAAUUUAGUGAUGUUCCCAAUCGUUUUAUAGCAAUGGGACCUCCUUACUCAUGGCAAACUCAGCUUUAUCAAACAUCUCUGUCCUGGGGUGUGACAGACGACCAGAUGUCACUUUCCUAUGGUCUGAAAGCAAAUAAAGAAGCUGAUUUUCUGGACUGCACAAGGACCUUUUGGCUCUGAUUUUUCAUUAGGUGCCACUUCUUGCCAUAAUGGGAGAUAUCCAGAAUGGUUUUAAUGCAACCCAAGCUAGUCCUUGUGGAGGGUCAAGCAAUGUUGAUGGCCAUAUAAUACAGAAUAGUUCUUCCCAUACUGAUAAUGAUCUAGAGAAAGCAGAAAAACCAUUCUCAGAAAAGGGUCUUCAUUCUGAAUUUGGGAGAAAUCCAUUUGUGUUUAAUGAGAAUCCUUGCAGCCAAUAAUGGAAAUGGCUAUUGAUAACUGGCUUUUGAGGCAAAUUCAAUUACUCAGUCAAGGGGGAGUUGUUGCUCAAGGAAUUCUGUAGGUCCAAGAUUUUCUCUGGCCAGAUAGCAUUUCCUUCAUAAAAUUGGGAACUACCAAAAACAGUAAUGAUGACUCUAAAUCUAUUGGAACCGUGAACCAAGUAGCUGCCAGUGGCAGUAAGGUCUUUGAACCCGGGCCUUUUGAGCUACAACUUGGGGUGCCAUGUAGGGCUAGAGAUGUCAAGAAAAGCAUCUUUAAUGGAGGCUUGCUGCCAUCAAGUCAGUUUUAAUGACGACAUCAACAACGCUGGAUAGAGUUGAGAGCUCUGUUUGAAUACAGUAGUAUCCAGGAUCAGAAACUGACGCUCUUGGCACAAUUACAUCUUUGAUUAAUGGAAGUGAGCAGCAAUCAGCGAGUUCCCUUAUGCAGGCUGCAGAUAACUGGUUAAGACUGCUGAAGAGGUAAAAGAUGGAGCUCAUGAUGAGCAGGACAACAUAGAAACUAAGCUACAGAAGAAUCCAGAAGUGAACUGUGAGAAAAUAGAUGAAUGAGUUGAACUUCUGAGCAAAGACUUGAAACUCCAGAAUGAGUGGCAGUAAGGGAAUCAGAUCUGGAACUGGGUUUUAAUUGCUUCACCACAAUUUCCUGCUAGCAAUGCAAGUUGUGAUUCUGGGAAGCUAGAGUUGGGUUGGAAUGCCUUUACUGAUCAAAAUUAUACACUCAAACCCAGUGAACAUGGACUCUGAAAUGAAUGCGGUCAGUUCUUUUCCAGUCAUGUCUGCAAUGCACAGAGGUCUCUUCACAUAACCACCAGCAAUGCAGUCACAGCCAGACCCCCAAGCCUCAUUCCGACAUGGCCACUCUGGUGCACACUACCCUAUUCCUUCUGCACCCCUCUUGUUUUCCCCGUGAUUUUACAUGUUUUGAAUUAUGUUUUCAAAAUCACCUUCAUCCAAAUAACUCUGAUUUUAAAGAAUCAUCUUCGGACUUUCUUUAGGCAAUAGAAUCCAGAUUUCAAUAAUCUUUUGCUGCCAUUUUUCCUUUUGGCGUGUGCAUUUCCACUAUUUCCUUUGACUUUCAACCAUCUUCUUGAUUUUCUCGAUUUUCCACAAGCAUGAACAAACUUCAUGAUUCUAAACAUCCUCGUGUAAGGCGCCUUCUAUCAGGUACUGGGUUACUGUAUCCUUCACGAUCCUCUACAUCCUUAUGUAAAGCACCUUCCAGGUACUGGGUUACUGCAUCCUUCCUGAUUCUUUUGUUCCAAACACGACCUACACCUGAUAAAUUUCAGCUUUUCCUCGAGCUACUUGUUAUAGUUGCAGCAUCAAAUAUUUCAUUACAAUUCUGAGA